AUGGCGGUAGUUUUAGAAAUUGUCAACAAUUUUUGGUGUCAUACCUGCACACGCCACUCCAGGCUACCGACACACCCAGCACGCGCGGUUCGUAACGACAAAAUGGACCAAACCACUGUCGGUGGUCAACACCAGAACAAUUACCCCGUUCUGCUAUUGCCGAAGAAGUGCACAUCGCUUGAAACCAAUUGUCAGGUGACCGACAAUGUCUACAUAGACUUGAACAUAACCUCACCCGACACGGAGGGCAACGACACCUGCAUAUACUCCGGCUUCUGCAACGUCAAACUGGUCGACAGCUACAACGUAAACCUGGAGGCGGUCGAAGACAUCGACAAUGACAUGCCGGUGAUCGUCAACGAGAACCAGAACUACUACAACCAGUCCCAGGUCUGGAUCGAUCCGGUCCGAAGCCCGUACGUUUACAAUCAGUACGACAAGACCCAGGAACGCUACUCGAUAUGCCAGGAGAACCACGGCCGGAUAACCGUGGAGCAGCACAACACUUACAUAACCCAAAACGUAUACAACUGCAAUGAAAUCCAAACGUCACCGACGUAUGAGUGCAAGAGGCUACGUAAAUACGAUACUGUCCCUAAUUGCGCUCUAUACGAAGAGGACGAAUUUGAAUGCGGCGUCUUCCUGUCUCAAUUAUCCGAAGAGAUCGGCAAUGAUAAGGAGAAAGUUCGAGAAGAAAGACGGUUGAUCGGGAUUCCAAGUGAGAAUAACGCUUUGAAGCAGCUCAUGUCGACCGACGUGCAAUCAGUCUCGAAGCAGCGUAAAACGAUUUUGUUUCUGGGUAACGACUCGCAUUCCGGUCAGACCAUCCAGAACAUCAGUGUCAACGACCCGUCCCUGGAGUGUAUCGGUAAUGGAGAAAUCGAUCACGAAGUUAUCAUUGAAGAUUCCUCGUCUUCGAAUCCGCACCAAAAGCGAUACCAGUGCGACAAAUGCAAACAGAUAUUCGAACAGAUCUCGACCUUCAAGCAGCACAUGGUCAGCACGCACCGGCACCUGUACGACGUGGACUCCCGGCCGGUAGGCGACGUCAAGUACAUGUGCACCGAAUGCGGCAAGAGCCUCAAGAACCAGGAGAAAUUCGAGCUGCACUGCAUGGGUCACGGCGACCCCGAUCUAGAAUGCAACAAGUGCCACAAAGUUUUCGCUUCGAAAUUCACCUUGAGGACGCACAGGAAGAUACACAAUCGCAAGCACCCCUGCGACUACUGCACCAGAUCGUACGCCACCCCGGAGGAGCUGCGGACGCACAUAUCCAAGAUCCACUUCGUGUUUAUAUGCGACCACUGCUCAUUCACGGCCAAUAGUUACUCGGACUACAUAAAUCACCAGAGCUCUCACAAGGAAAUAAAAAAAGCCGCGAGCGAGACCGAGUUCGGCGACUCGCUCAUUGAGGAGGUGUUUAGCGAGAAUGACGUCAUCAAUCCCUCACCUGUCAAUCACGAUAACAAGGCUGUCAAUAGCUUCACUGACAACGAGAAGCCUGCAGUCAAUGAUCAAGUCAGGGAAGCCGACUCUAUCAUUGCCAAAGUAAUGUCGAAUAAAAUAUUUUUGUUACACGCGAAGAAGGCCCGGAGACACCGGAGAUACAAUAAGGUGUGCGAGGUCUGCUUGAAGUCGUUCGACCGGAUCGGCGACCUCAAGCGCCACCUCAUCGAGCACGUCAUCCGGAGCACCCUCGCCAAGACUCCGGUCGGGAAGGACGGGACCCUCAGCAUACUGUGUGAGGUCUGCCAGAAUGAGACCUUCACCCGCGUGGACAGGUACAAGGCACAUCUACGCGAGCACGCCAAGCUCACCCUCUACAAGUGCACUUUCUGCGACAAGUCCUUUAGCGAUUCCAGCAACUUCUCGAAGCACAAAAAGAUCCACGGCUCCACUUACUUCCAGUGCGAUCUGUGUCAAAGGAAGUUCAACUCCAAGAAGAUGAUCGCCCAGCACAUGGAGUACCACAACAAGAACUCGCCGGUCCGCUGCAAGUACUGCAACAGGAUCUUCCACUUUGAGUCAAUGCUGAAUAAGCACAUCAAGUGCACUCACGCCAAGGAGCUGUACACGAGGUUCAAGUGCCGGUUCUGCAAUGAUUACUUCAAGACUUUAAAGGAGAAAUGGGAUCACGAAUGGACAAUCCAUAACGUUAGGAAGAUGGUGGUGGACUGUUUGGUGUGCGGGAUGAAGUUCAGGAAGUAUUCGGAGCUGAAGAGGCACUGCUUCGACGAGCACGACAUGGAAAUACCUCCUGCUAAGAAAUUGAUGAAGAGGAUGCUCAAGGAUUAA
Messenger RNA from Bombyx mandarina (wild silkworm), 2295 nucleotides. RefSeq lists its product as uncharacterized. The record is from RefSeq and is a predicted model, not a curated record. Lineage: Eukaryota; Metazoa; Arthropoda; Insecta; Lepidoptera; Bombycidae. Gene Ontology annotation, biological process: regulation of transcription by RNA polymerase II. Gene Ontology annotation, cellular component: nucleus. Gene Ontology annotation, molecular function: RNA polymerase II transcription regulatory region sequence-specific DNA binding; DNA-binding transcription factor activity, RNA polymerase II-specific.